Messenger RNA from Oryzias latipes (Japanese medaka), 948 nucleotides. It is a transcript of the gene tpt1, whose product is annotated as tumor protein, translationally-controlled 1. Gene Ontology annotation, cellular component: cytoplasm. Gene Ontology annotation, molecular function: calcium ion binding. Lineage: Eukaryota; Metazoa; Chordata; Actinopteri; Beloniformes; Adrianichthyidae. The record is from RefSeq and is marked provisional.
CUUUUUCCUCUCCUGAGCUUUUUGGGGCGGUCGGCCUUGUCUCUGUCUCUGGAAGAUCUACCACCGAAGCAGCCAAAAUGAUCAUCUACAAGUGCGUCAUCAGUGGGGAUGAGAUGUUCUCUGAUAUUUACAAAAUAAAAGAAACGGAAAUCUUCUACGAAGUUGAAGGAAAGACGGUCACCAGGACAGAGGGAUUUGACGAUGCCUUAAUUGGAGCCAAUGCAUCUGCCGAGGAGGCGACUGAGACCAACGAGUCGAGCACAGUUUCCGGGGUGGACAUUGUCCUCAACCACAACCUACAAGAGACGGGCUUUGAUAAGAAGGGGUACUUGACUUACAUUAAAGACUACAUGAAGUCUAUUAAGGCAAAGCUGCAAGAGUCCAACCCUGACAGAGUGGAGAAAUUCAUGGCCGAGGCUCAAGUGGCAGUAAAGGGCGUUGUUGGAAACAUCAAGAACUACCAGUUUUACACCGGCGAGUCCAUGAACCCCGAGGGCACGGUGGGUCUGCUGGACUACCGUGAGGAUGGUAUCACACCAUACAUGCUCUUCUUCAAGGACGGCUUGGAGAUUGAGAAAUGCUAAAAAUCUGCAAUGAGAACUGCUGUUCAAUUGCCUGCUGCUUCCCAAAAGGCCCCCCAGGAGCAGACCUAAGGAGCCCCCACUCUGUGCUCUUUUUGUCUGAAUGGAUACUUUUGUCCUCAGGUUCCACUUAUGCUGAGCGGAAUCAAACACGGUCACAGAAUACAGUUUUUAAACUUUGUUUUUGGCUUUUGGGUGCUUUUUGUCUCCAUGGAAACCAAGUGAAUGAUUGAAGCUCUGACUCUGGCCAAAAGUGUUUUUCCUUCAUCUGCCUUCAGUUUUAGCAACAACAAACAUCCCAGACCACAUUGAGUUUGGGUUUAUGGUUUCAAAAUUCAUCUAUCAAAUAAAGAUAAUGGAAAAAAAA